This is a messenger RNA of Daphnia magna, 12975 nucleotides long. It is a transcript of the gene Vps13D, whose product is annotated as vacuolar protein sorting-associated protein 13D. Lineage: Eukaryota; Metazoa; Arthropoda; Branchiopoda; Diplostraca; Daphniidae. Gene Ontology annotation, molecular function: protein binding. Gene Ontology annotation, biological process: protein retention in Golgi apparatus; mitochondrion organization; protein targeting to vacuole. The record is from RefSeq and is a predicted model, not a curated record. Gene Ontology annotation, cellular component: extrinsic component of membrane.
UCGUCUGCUGCUGUCCUUGUUUACAUUUUUGAGGAAACUUGUCUCAGUUUUUUUAAUAAACUGGAAACAAAUUAAUAAAUCAUUAAAUUAAUGAGAUAAUUUGGUCUCUAGUCGAUUAAGAUAACUUCUGAUGGAUCAGUAGGACAAACUUGUAGAUUUUUUGCUGAAAUGUUGGAAAGACUAGUUGCAUGGUUUUGCAACAACUACUUGGGACGGUAUCUUGAAAAUUUAAAUACUGAUCAACUCUCCGUUGCGCUUUUACAAGGAGAGGUUGAGCUAGAAAAUGUCCCACUAAAACGGGAUAUACUAGAUCAACUUGGCCUACCCCUUCAAAUCCAUGCUGGAUUUGUUGGUAAAAUUAGUUUUCAGAUACCUCUGAGAAAAAUAAGGAGUGAGCCAUGGGUUAUAUCCUUUGAGCAACUGUAUUUGGUUGCUGGCCCAAAGGAUAAAAACGAACCUUACAAUGAAGAAUCAGAGGAAAAUGGAGCUCUGGAGCGCAAGAUGGCUGCUCUAGAUUUGAUGGAAGCUGAAUGGAGAUCAGAGAAUGACCCUCAAGGGUUAUCAUCAUCAUCCCUGUACUCGUUGACUUAUUCAUCUUGGCUCAGCUAUGGAGCAAGUCUUGUCACCAAUAUUGUUCAAAACAUUCAGUUGAGAAUCAAAGACAUACACAUCCGAUAUGAAGAUGGUAUAUCCUGUCCAGGAAAAGUAUUUGCGUGUGGGGUACGCGUUGAUUCGCUCACCGCUCAGACGUGUGAUGAAAGCUGGGUACCGAAAUUCAUGCCAGCAACAAGUCAGGGGCUUAUGUAUAAACUACUGGAACUUGACGGGUUGGCGGUGUAUUGGGAUACAAACACCGAGCUCUUUGCAAAUCUACCACUGGAUGUUUUAUCUAGCAAGUUAAUGCAACCUUGCUCCAUCGAAAGAAAUGAAUUUCUCUUGGCCCCUGUCAGUGGUUAUGCACAUUUGAAGCGGAACUGUAAUGUCAAACCUCUUCGGUCACUCAACCAGCCUCGUGUAGCAUGUGAUUUCCAGCUAGACCGAGUCAAUAUUGAGAUUCGGGACGUUCAGUAUCACCAAUUGGUUCAGUGUUGCAGGUCUCUUGAGUUGUUGGCUCGUGGUCUCCAGUUCCGUCGCUGGCGCGUAGACAGUGAAGUUCAAUCACAUCCCCAUCCCCGGCGUCAAUGGAGAUUCUCCGUGAAUUGCAUUAUUGCUGAAAUUCGGAAAAAGAAUCAGUCUCGAAAUUGGCCAUUUGUAAUUCGUCGCGCCAAAGAAAUAGUACUCUAUGUUCAAUCUUUUAAGGAACAUUUGCUUAAUCCAAUUGGGAUGACAGCAGAAUCAAAACUGCAACGUGAAAGAAUUGAAUCAGAGCUUGAGUUACAAGAACUACAAGUACUGCGAUCAAUUGCCAUGCAGCAAAUCGCCAAAUCGCAAUCGAAAAAUGAAUCGGUCUUCAAUGUUGCCGCAACAGGAAAUUCAUCAUUAUUUCAGCGUUGGUUCUCCUCCUGGUGGUCGGCAGAGGAAAGUACCAAUGGAAAUGAACAAUCUGCCAACGAAGACAGAGUUGAACACGAGAUCCUUGAAACAUUAGAAGAUGCGAUGAGAGAUAAUACAGUUCGCCAGCGAGAUAUUCUACCACUCCAAUUCAGUUCAACUUUGAAACAAGGCUUGAUACGCUUGUCCACCUGUCACAGAACUGAAACAGGUCAAUCUUGGAGUACUCUUCUAGAAAUAGAGUUUGAUAACGUUUUACAAGAAUGGGAGUCAAGACCAAGACUGAAAUCAAAUAAAUUCCAUCUCAGUCUGGGGAAUGUGUGGGUUCGCGAUUGUUCCACCGCGGCUUCACUUUUCCCGCUAAUCGUCUCUCCGCAAAGAAAAGAUGCGCGACCUUUCAAGUCUUUUGCCGGAAUGGGUUCACUUCUACCUGGAUUUAACCUGCCGUUCUUUCGCAGCAGUCCGUCAAGUCCAAAUUUGAACGUUUCACAAGAUGAAGCGCCACUUUUUGAUUUCGUUUAUGAAAGGCAUCCCCCCGGUAGUAAUUGGGAUCACCGAUUGAAAAUAACGUCUUUGGCCAUCGAAUGUGUUUACAAUCACAGUUUGUUUCAAAAAAUCAUUGAACUCUAUUCCGUACCACAUAACACGACGGAGGAGAGGUCAGUAUUAGGCCAACGACUACGCCAGGCGGCACUGUCGGGCUUUGAAGCCGUCAAGCAAAAAACGAAAGAAAGUUUAACUCAGUCGCUAACGCCCUCAUCCGUGAAUUUACCAUCAAAGCAACAGUCCUGGGACUUACUAAUUAACAUUUCUGCGCCCCAUAUUCUUAUACCAGAAUCGGUUGUGAGUCGCGAUUCGCUUCUUAUGAUCAUAGAUUUUGGCCACUUUCAUGUGACGCGCAGUAUUGUCAAUUGUAUUGCUGCCGAAUUAGAAACGACAACUCGAAAUGGCAAUGAAGACGAUGACGACGAACAAUACAUCACCCCUUGUUCGACGCCUCCCAAUGAAUCAGCUGUAACUACACCCCUUGACGACGCCCACGACAUGAAUAGCUUUAUGAGUGGCAACAAGGAAUGCAACGAUCUGUCGGACAAGUACAACGUACACUUCUCUGAUCUGCAACUGCUUGUAUGUCGCGUCAAAGACAACUGGAAACAAGCGCACUUAAAAGGAACAUCUGCUCUCCAUUUAUUGGAUCGGUUUUCUAUUUUGAUCCACGUAGAAAAAUACGGACGUCUCGUACCUGGCUUGGGAAAACCGUUUCUGACUCUAACAGCAUCUCUUCCUCAUCUCGUGGCUCAUAUCAACGAGCCAAAGAUCCACGCUCUUCUUUCUGUGUCCAAGCAAUUCCGUUCCAACGUUGUACCCACUCCUGUUUACGAGACAGCCUCAGAAGAUGGUGAUACCGACGAAACGGAUGCAUCUUUGGCUGAAACGGAAAAGUCGGAAGAACAUUGGUUCAUGGCUCAAUUCAAUAUUGAGCAGCUUUCAGUGGAGGUACAAUCAAGAGGACGAAGCGUGGCUGAAUUGCAAGUGGGUGGAGUUCAGGCCAGUUAUUCAAUGCGACCAACAGAUAGUUCCGUCCACCUUGCCGUUCAUAGCUUGUUACUAGUAGAUGCGAUGCAAACGCUGGGCUCGGAUUACGAACUGUUGAUUGCCAGUCACAAACAUGUCAGUAUGGAUAGCAUGAGUGGAAGUCUAAAAGAGAGUGAGCCGACAUCACCGGUCUCUCCAUCAUCACCAGACCCUUCGUCCCAUAAAGGACAGCGAGCCACAUCACCGGUGUCAUUAGCGCAAGCAUUAACAUCGCUGCAAACGGAUCCGUCUUGGCGAAAAGAUGGUUUGUCACCACCAAUGGCACGUCACCGAAUGGCAACAUCGGCAUUGAAAUCCGAAGCGCUGAUCUUAAUAGACAUUGUGACGGUGGAACCGACAUGGGUCGAUGGUAAAGCCGAAGGUCGCAUUCGAAUCAUCAAAGUCCACUUCAAUUCGUUAGAUGUUAUAGCGAACCAAGAUACGGUUGUGGAACUGGCCAGUUUUUUCCAGCGCGUCAUGCCCAAAAAAACAAUGCCCUCUAAUCCUGACGAAUCAAACUUCUCUACCGGCCUACCUUCGAAUCAUUCACGAUUCCCACCUUUCGCUCUUGUUCCAGACGGAAGCACGGAUAUUACGUUCGAUUUCCAUCGUCUCACUAUCCUACUUCUUCGGUCAGUGGUCAAAGAGGAAAUGCUGAUCGGCCGUAAAGUAGCCACACUCACUGUCACCGAAGCCCACAUAAGUGGUAAUUUAGCCUCCGACGUCCUUGUCCAAGGAUCCUUGGGCGGACUUCAGGUACUGGACUUGACACCGGAAGGGCAGAAACACCAACGAGUCGUCAGCGUAGGUCAUGAUCCACUAGUCGAGCAGCAUCAGAAUCUUUACAUGCUGGUCAGCCAAGGACUUUAUGACACGACCAAGGACAAAAAUGAAGUCAAAGCGUUUAGUUUCAAAUUCCUCCAGCCUGGAUUGGAGGCCCCCGGUGAAGAAGAAGAAGGAUACAAACUGAGUCUCGAAAUUCGAAUGGCUUCUUUGUGUUACAGCCAUUCGGUUCAUUUUCUUGCAGAAGUUGCUGCCUGCGUAAGCGAAUUCAAACAGUCCGUUUCUAAUAUGGCCAUGUCUCUGAAGUUAACAGCGGCUGAAAUGGCUGUUGAUUUGCUACACCGUGGAACGGAGGGUUUAGCCCAAAGCAUUUACAUCAGUGGUUCCACAUCCGUGACUGAAGGCCUUAGUCUUAACGCCAUGAAAGAGGCUAAUGACGAAGAGCAGCCAUCACCACCGUCCAGAGUUCGUCUCAGCGCUUUACUGGAAAGUCCGAUUUUGGUCUUGCCCAAAUCCGCCAAGAGCCCUCAAGUGUUAGUGGCACACUUGGGUCAAAUUGAAAUUUCAAAUGACAUAAAGGUUGAAACAGAGCAUCCGUCACAGUUGUCCGAAGAACUUUCUGGUGGGACGCACAAGGAGCAUUUCGAAGUUGAAGUGCGUGAUAUGAGCUUGUAUUCAUUAAAUGUUGACGAAAAGUGGAAGAGUUCCUUUAGCCAUUUCUACACGGGGCCAUCGGCUUUUUUACGCAUUACUGCCCAGGAGCUUUACAGUUGCGCUAGUCCACAUGGUCGGCCCAUUUUACACGACACUUUGUUGAAAUUCUCUCUUCACCGCAUAGUCGAUCGACCCAUUCUCAGUGAUGCCGAUCCUUUCCUUUUCCCGCUGACAGAUUUCUAUCCAAAACUGGAAGUCUGCGACGUCUUUCAAGUUCACGGAUGUGUUGUCUCUCCUCUACAAGUGUCGCUUUCCAAAGAUCAAUACCAGCAGAUAAUCCAAUCACUGGACAAUCUCAACUGGAACAAGGUCGAUGCGUCCAGUAAUUUCGAAGCUGGGCCAGAUCCUUCUACAAAAAAUCGUGCACCUGCACGAGUCAAACAGCGGGAACUUAUCCUCAAUUUGAAGUUCCAAUUGCCAAGGUUUUCUAUGCAGCUACUGGACAAUUCAAAUCGAGCUAUUGUCAGUCUUUCCUUCGAAGAUUUCUUGGUAGCCUAUGAGCAAAAUUGCACCUUCUCUGCUACAGUACAAACGUCUUUGAAGUCUUUGAUUCUGGAAGAUCUAAUGGUGAAAGAAGAUUCCAAGUAUCGACGACUGGUAGCCUCGAAUGAUCGCCAAUCGGAUAAGAUAGCCGGAAGACUCAACUUGAGUUCCUUUAUGUCAUCUUCCUGUCCUGACUUGCGUGCUCAAGGACUGUACAAUCCUGGAUCACGAUCCUUACCAGCCAGAUUAGAAUCCGAUAAAUCCCAAUGGAAGUCAAGCGUCCGUGCCAAGGCUCCACAGAAGAAGCCCAUUGCAAAGUGCCCAAGCACACCACCGUCAUCGUCGUCCAUGAUGUACCAUCAGCGUUUUACACGAUCCGGAGUUGGCGACAAUAAUUUGGUUUUCAUUAAAAUCCUCUUAGUUGAUCCUGAUAGUCCAGAUUUUGCUCUCAAAUAUAACAGCACGCAUCGUUUUAUUGAGAUCAACUUCAACGCACUCGACGUGAUUAUCAACCUGGAAUCGUGGGUCAUGGUGCUGGACUUUUUUGGUACAAGCACGACCAAAGUUAGUCGGCAGCAAAAGAAAAAAGUUGCCGCUUCUUCCCCUGGCUAUCAAGAUUGGUCAAAAAUGGCUAAUGCUCAUACUGUGAAUGCGCGUUGGGAAGUCGAAGUCCGCUCGUUUAGCCUUCUACUCAACCGGAAGGACUAUGAAGUAGCAGAAGCUACCAUAUCCAACUUGACAUGGGAGAUGGCGUCGAUGCGUGGCAAUUUAGACGUUACUGGAAAGUUAGGCAGUAUUACUGUGCAAGAUUUGACAUCAGCCGGGAAAAUGUACCGCGAACGCUUCAUUACUUCAGGGAACGAGGCAUUGGAUUUCCAAUUCUUUUGUUUCAGUGCUGACGAUCCGCAACUUGCCCGUGAUUACGACAUCAGGUUGAAUCUAAACAUGGCCUCCGUCUUGUACGUCCAUACCCAACGGUUCUACACGGAGUGUUUUUCAAUGCUUGAACAAUUCCAAGAACUACGUCGAGUAGCAGGCACUUUCGGCGCAACCGGGCAGAGCGGCGCCGCAAAUGUCUCUCGAAAACCCUGGCGCCAUGGAACACGCAUCUUGUUAAACGUUGAAGCCGGUUCACCGGUUAUUCUUGUCCCAAUUUGUUCCACAUCGGAACAUUUAUUGGUGAUUGAUCUCGGUAGAAUAUCUGUUUCGAACAAGUUCGUGGUGACUGAUGGAUCCGUCUGCGUGCCAACGAUUAACAAAUCACGCAAAGCCGGACUUAAAGGCUUGCCGGUUGUGCCCAUUACCGCCAAUCCAGAAACCGUUCUGGUUGAUGUCAUUCAAGUGGAAUUAUCCAACAUGGAUCUGUGUACGGGCCAACGGCAGAAAGCUAAUCGUUCGCAAGUUGGUGAUCUGAUUCUAGGCUCUUAUCUAAUCCGACGGAGUGGCCAGUCCCUCCUCAAAGAUACCUGUGAGAUGAAACUGGAAGUUCGACGCAACUUGGAUUCACAUCUAAAACAUCCCGUUCCUGAUAUGGAUCUCUGUGGGUUGCUCUCCACCGUACAAUGUUCUGUCGAUGAACAUCAGUACAAAUUAGUUCGAGGCCUGUUAGCCUUCAAUCUUGGCGAACCUGUGGAUUUCCUGCAUUCACACCAACCGCCACCCACCAGCCCCAUUCAGUUACCCGAUGACUCCAAGCCGCCAAUGUGGGCAAAGCUUAAGAUACAUAUCGAUUUGGUAAAUGUCAUGCUGGAAGUAAAAGACUCGAGAAUAGGAGCGUUUUCCACCAUUAAAUUCAUCGAUUCGCGCCUUGUUUACGAGAGUAAUAGUGAUGGGUCUAAAGAUGUCGACCUCGUUUCACAACAGGUUGUCAUACGAGAUACACGAUACGAUGCAUCGUCCGCAACCCAUUCAGCUACAAAGAAGAAUGUUUUCACUCAAAUCCUAGAACCCGUUACGAAAGCCCGUCGAGAAGGUUCUCUACAAGCAGAAGUUCAUUAUCGAUCAACUGAGGAUUUCACUCGAUUCACCGUAGUCCUGAACAAUAUGAGAUUGUUGGCGGUGGUUGAUUGGUGGACGCUAUUUCGUGAAUUUCUUCUUCAUAGUCCAGAUGAAUAUCGUGGAACCAACAACGAUAAAGGGAGGAAUUCCGAAGAAAGUGAUGUUAAACCUCACGCCAAAUGGACAGCAACUUCAACAAGGCCCAGUCCUAUUAUCGUUUCAACGGGAGUGAUAAGCAAACGGGCUGCUUUAAUAGAUACGCGGAAAGUGCCAGUUGAAUUUAAGAUCAACAUUUCAGACUCAGAAGUAGUCAUCAUUGAAGACACGUCUGUCAGAGAUUCUUCUGCAGUUAUUCUUAAGGGAACGGCUUUGCUGACCUACAGGCCACAAAUUCACAGCAAACCGCUAUCUUGUCAGCUAAACAGGGUUGAAAUAUUUUCCAGUCAACUAAACCUCGAAGAGGAGACAGCAUUAUCCAUCGUAGAUCCAGCCACGAUUAGCAUUGAAAUAGUUGACAAAUCGAGUGCCACAGAUGUCAAAGGCAUCUUGGACGCUACUAGCUCCGAUUUGCACCAGAUCCUUGAAGUUCAAGCGCAGCAAAUCAUUCUUCGUCUUUCGUACAACGACAUGAAACUCUUUAUGAGGAUCCUCGACAGCCUUCCACAUCAAGCUCGUCUGACAUCUGCCGAAUCGACUAUCGUCAAUGAAAUUAACAAAUUGAAAGCUCUUGGAUUCUCUACAGACGACUGCCAAACAGCUUUACGAUCUUGUAACGAUAACUUGGAAGAAGCAGCUCUUUGGUUAACGCAGAAUGCGUCGACUGUAACUGGACAACGGCAACCAGAAAUGGCUGAAAUUCAAAUCCGUGGCAUUGAAAUCAGAACGGGCUGCGUUAGCCUUUGCGUUAUUGACGAUUGUCGUGAUGCCGAUUUGCCUCUAGCAGAAAUCACGACAUCUCAGCUCCUUCUCCGUCAAUCGAUUGACGUCGCCCAAAUGACGGGAGAGGGCACUUUAACUUGUCAGUUUGCCAUCGAUUACUACAAUCGUGUUCUGUCUGGUUGGGAGCCAUUCGUCGAACCAUUCAAAUGCCAUGUACAUUGGAAUUUUCUGGCGUUUAAUGGAUCAAUUGCUAAUCGACCGAGUCAAUCCAUUUUCUUUGACACAGAAGACGUAGUAAAUCUAACUUGCACCAGAGCUUUGCUUGAACUGUUCGGAACUGUAAAAAGGAACUGGAUGGAAGAUUAUUAUGGUCAAAAUAACAAAGAAUUGUCUAGUCUGGGAGACGGUAGCAGUGUGGUCCGUCAGCGGUCUCCUUUUGUGCCUUUCGCCUUGCACAACGCUACGGGUUCGAAAAUCAAAUUCCGGACUUUAACAGCCAGUUUGUUGACCGAAGGUGCCCCGUCGGCAGCUUCCACGAAAAGCUCACGCUGGAUACAUUGCGAGGCAGGCGAUGUUGUUGCAUUUAGUUUCGAAAAUCGAGGCAAACUACGUCACCACGAUAGUCAUCAGACGCAAACUCACCAGCUUUCUAUCGAAUUGGACGGUUGGAUGGAAUUUGGCCCUGUCUCAGUCGACCGAGUUGGAGUUUACUUUCGAUAUGCGUCGGUGCACAGUUCACCCAGUAGACGCAAUACAGCGGCCGUUGAGCGAGAACUGGAACGGGUCUUGGUUGUGAUCGCUGUCACUUUGGAAGGUUCGGCUCGUCGUCUGGUAACGGUUCGUUCAGCUUUACAGGUGACCAACAACUUAGAAGAGACUGUUGAACUACGCCUAGAGCCGCCUGCUUUCAACCUCCAUCCUAGCAAAACUGUCCGUGUCCCUCCGUGCACUACUUAUCCCAUUCCUAUGUCCUAUUUAAUGUCUCAGGUAAAUACCCUCAUAGUUAACUUAGAAAUUCGUACCUUUUGCAAAGAUCCGAUUGAAUGGCAUGCGCCCACUCAAACAACUGCAAAUAUACGACAGUGCAAUCCGGUGAUUAGUAACCAAGAUUUAACCUAUCGCUUUGCUGUCGAUAUCCACCGGGAGAACUUCCCUCCAGAGAAGAUAAAUACGAAUGAUUCAGAGUGGACUGCACAGCCAGCCCAUACGAUUACGCUUCUGAGUCCGUUGGUUGUUGUUAACUUGUUACCCUACGAAUUACUAUGGGAACUCAAAGCCGUAGGGCAAAGUGGUAUCAUUAAACCUGGCAAGUCAACGUCCAUUCACACCGUUAACGUUUCCGCUGGCUUUCAAAUUGCUUUUCGAACUGAAAACUUUGUCCAUUCAAGUGACUUGGUGAUUGGAACGUCGCCUCAUAACUUUAGCACGCGUUUACGGCUCUAUGAUAGCGCCAAUCGGUUACUUCUGCUCCAGGUAAAAAUAAGUUCCAAAGCUCCCGGAUCCGUGAAGUUGUCCAUUUCGGCACCUUACUGGUUAGUUAAUAAAGCGGGAAUACCACUCAUCUUCCGACAAGAGGGAGUUCAGCAAGAAGCAGCAGGCCAAUUUGACGAGCACGAGAUGGCUCGCUCUCUCUCACCGAUGCUGUUCUCUUUCACGGACAGAGAGGCUAGCCACUCACUGACAGCCCGUAUUGGAAACGGGCUGCAUCUUGGUUGUAAGCCACAUUGGUGUCAGCAUUUCCCUCUACAGAAAGGAGUCCGAGUCCGCAGUUUUCUGGUCUCGCCUCGAGAUGGUCGUCCGGAAUUGGUUUACCUCGUUGGGAUUUCAAUACGUUCAGGCCGUGGCCGAUAUCGAGACACCCAAAUUGUUACUUUAGCACCGUGCUACCAGCUUUAUAAUCAAUCGAGUUGGACACUGGAGGUGUCUCAAGCUUAUUUCGCCACCACCUUUACCGAUCCUGGAGCCCAGUCAACUUAUCUAAAUUUAGUUCCUGGCUGCCAUUUACCAUUUCAUUGGCCCCGUUUGGACAAAGAUCAGCUGCUCUGUGUCCGGCUGUUAGACGUGAAAAACUGCCAUUGGUCGGGAGGUUUUGCCAUUCAAAACAUCAGCUCGUUCCAUAUCAACAUACGUGACGGCGAAAGCCGUGCAAAUUUUCUUCGCGUUGAGAUAUUUCAACAAGAGUGUACUUUCUGCGUCGUUUUCAGCGAUGCAACUGGCUUUCCUCCGCCACUCAGAGUCGACAACUUGGCCCUAGUUCCAAUUAUUUUUCAUCAAUCUGAUGUACCAGAAGCGUAUUUGCAUACUACUGUCCGGCCGGGUAGUUCAAUGCCAUACGUUUUCGAUGAACCCACAAAACCUGCCCGUCUCAAUAUCAUUGCUCCUGGUGGGGCCUCGUCCUCCUAUGAUAUGACGACACUAAAAGAAGGAAGUCAGCUAACCUAUGAAAACUUCAUUUACGUGUGCCUUACAGUUACGUUUAACGGUGACGACAUGUCGACUGGCAAUGCGCUCGAUCCUAACAACGUUGAGCUAGUCCUUGACGUGCCAGAAGGUACGCGGGUUGUACUGAGUGGCAAAGAAACUGGAAAGCGUUCCCAGCUUUGGCGAAUGACGGGAAGUGGAAUGUUGCAACACGAAGGAAGCAGUCCACCGCGAGAUCCAUCUAAUCCUCAGAUUGAUCCAUCGCGCAUACUUGUUUUGGACAUAGCUGGUCCCGCGCUUCAGCCGAGCGAGUUUGUUCAUCUUAUGCUACGGAAACCAGAUCCUCGACGGCAAUUGACCCAGACAUGGCACUUCACAGAAGAUGGACGCCUUUGUUGUGGUCAUAGCAACGUUUUCGUUCAAGCGAAGGAUGGCUUUUACGGCAUCCGACAAGGGAAUGACGUUGUUUUGGGCCCAGCUCAGUCUGUGACAUACUACCGACUGCCCAGUGGAAUCCCUGCGGAACAGGCGAUACACUGGCAACGGCUUCGACCCGGUUCCGGUUGCUUGAGUGUUAAGACCAUCAUGGACGGCCCAACGAGGGUACUUCAAGUUGCUGAUUUUCUCAACAAACCCUCGCAUUGUCAUUCGAAUGAAAAUUCUGUCACGGCCUCCACCGAUGCGGAGAAGACCAGCAAUAAACAGUUGAAGGUGGAAAUGAAGUUCAAAGGAGGCUUGGGCCUCAGCAUCGUCAACCAUUCACCUCCCGAGGAGCUGGCCUAUUGCCGAUUGUCAAACAUAUCCCUAGAACUCAUCACCGGGGAUGGCACGCUUAGCAUAGAUGCCAGUGUCCAGUCCAUUCAGAUAGAUGACAGUCUGCAGGAUCCGCAUUGUCCCGUUGUUGUCUACGUCUCUCCAUCUGUCAAUCAGGAUGAAUCGAAGGAUAUGCCUGCCCUUCGCUUAACUGUUCAUCGCCAAUUGACUAGCCGUCUCAACGCUGAUAUCUUCAAGAAUUUGAUAGUGACUUUCAAGAACUUGACUAUCAACAUAGAAGAGAACCAAUUAUUCAAGCUUCUUGCAUUUGCGGGAUUCAACCAAUCUGAUCUUGAAUUGGAGAGAAUAGACGAGAGCGAAUACGAAUCCCAACGAUCACUUAACGCUGCUACUUCAAUCGAUGCCAAACGAUACUACUUUGGCAUAUUGAAAUUAGUACUCGAGCAGGUGCGUCUGAGUGUUUACACUUCAAGCAAGCUACCACCAGAACUUAAAGCUAUUAAGCGGAAGUUAGGUUUGACUUUAAUCAAAUUUGAAGAUGCCAAUAUAGAACUACAUCCCUUCAUCCGAUCGCAUCCUUUUGAAACGGCGCAGUUAAUUAUCGAUUCGGUUGUCAAACAUUACAAAGACGAGUUGAAAUCGCAAGCCGCAAGAAUUUUAGGUUCGACCGAUUUUCUUGGUAAUCCACUGGGUUUCGUGAACGACGUGAGUGAAGGUGUUUCAGGAUUUCUGUAUGAAGGCAAUUGGGGUGGUCUUGUUCAGAACGUUACGUUUGGAUUAUCAAAUUCUGCUGCCAAAGUCACGGGAUCGCUAUCUGAUGGACUUGGUCGGGUUACAAUGGAUGAAAGACACGAAGAAGUCCGGCAACGUCUCUUAAAGCACACAGGACAAAGUUCUGACCAUCUAGUCGCCGGCUUGAAAGGAUUUGGUUUUGGAAUACUUGGCGGCAUGACUUCCAUUUUCACUCAGACUUACGAGGGUAUUUCUAAUGAAGGAUUAGGCGGUCUCUUCACUGGUUUCGGUAAAGGUUUGAUGGGAACGGUAACCAAACCAGCAGUUGGAGUGCUGGACUUGGCCACUGGAGCAGCCUCUGCUGUUCGUGAUUCAAGCCGCAGUUCAUCAAGAGAAAUCCCUAGAAGAAUUCGUCCACCUCGUUUAGUUAUAGGACCAGGGGGUAUUGUUCCUCGUUAUUCGGAGAAGCAGGGCCGUGGACAGGAGCUUCUCUUCCAGCUUAACCACCAUGAAUAUCGGGAAACUUUCAUUGCAUAUGAAGCGCUUGGAAGUUUACCAGAGAGUUUGCACAUGUUGAUUUCGAGCGAGCACAUUCGAGUGUUUAGUAUGAAUAGUCCCAACAAGGAAGUCGUUCUUGACAUUCAUCUGUCGGAACUCCAAAGCUGUAAAUCGGUAGUCAUAAAAGAUUUUGGCACACAGAGCACAGCGCACUACUAUGUCGAGCUCAGUUUGCUUUUGGAACCGGACAAUCCACUCGGCGCACGACGGCCACAAGUUCGCUGCGAUUCCGAAUCGCUCGCGAAACGAGUGACUCAAGAAAUCAAUUAUGCCAAGAGUGUGUACGAAGAAAAUCGUCAUUCGCUGGUAUCGUCGCCGAAGUUUUCCCCUUAGUUGCUCACGCUUAGUCUCUGUUUUUCAUACCUUCAGGUAUGGAAUUAUUUGUUUAUCUUAAUUUUCACAGCAAAAGGUGUAAAGGUAAUUACUUCUUUAAACGGAAGUGUAUUAACAAGGCUACAUGUUGCAUAAUGCUUAAUAUUCAUCUGCUAUGUGGUACUUGCAGGAACAAGGGCUGAAUGUGAUCUAAACGAUUCAACUCGUAUAAAUAAAAACUUGGUAAUACUUUUA